Pelagomonas calceolata is the source of this 1720-nucleotide messenger RNA. NCBI's taxonomy places the organism in Eukaryota, Pelagophyceae, Pelagomonadales, Pelagomonadaceae. The record is from the annotation of a GenBank genome assembly.
CCUGGGGGCUCCGACUUGCCUCCCGCGCGCAUACGUUGCCGAAGAUUCAAAAGAGCAGCGCUUCGGCGGCUCCCGGAGCGCUACAGGCAAUACCUGAGCCGUGCGCCCUGCCGCGCUGCGAUACAGGCAGCCCCACCCUCGCAGCCAUGCCCCCCAAGGGCGUCGACCAACCCGCAAGGGAAGCCAUGACCACUAAAAUCGCCCAACGAUUAAAUUAACUACAAUGCUUUCCGGCCAGAAUAUGAUUGAAGCCGCGCGCCAGAUCGAGGCGAAGUGCUACGACAGCGCGAAAGACGCGACAGACUACAAGAGAAAAGUCGAGAAACGCCUCGCGAAGGCCGCCAAGGCCCUGGAAGCCUCCCAACGGCCGUCCAUGUCCGAACCGUCGGACACGGCCCCUCUCGAGAAAAAACAAGCCCUCGCGCGGAAGAGGAGUCGGGAGGACGCGGCGCCAGAGUGGAGGGAUUUGCUGCGGGCCGCGCGGGAUUCCGAUUCCGCGCGGGAUUUGCUGCGGGAGCACGGCGCGACGCUAGAGUGGUGGCGCGGGGCGCCUGCAGUUAUUGGCCGACGGUUGCGCGCGAUUAUUGACGCCGCGACUCAAGCUGGAUCGGUGGGCGACGAAGCUCGAACGUGGGCUUCCGGAGCGUUACAAAAGGUCGAGAAGCUCGAGAAGGCGGCUACUUCGCUACUCAAGCAAUUGGAGGCGCGGAGCGGCAACUUGGCGGAGCUUCGCGGGUAUUGUACGAAGCUGAAGGAGUCGAAGGCGGAACUGGAGUCCAAAUUGGAUAAAUUAGCGCCGCUUCUUGGCUGGCGCGACGUGCCAGCACCUGUACAGCUCGUGGUCUGCGGCUACCUCGAUUUGAAGGCGCUGGGCCGCCUCGAAAUCUGCGGUCGAAACUUGGACGCGGUGCGCGCCUGGAACACGAAGGCCGCCGGCCUCGCCCGCGGCACUCUCGGCGACCUAUCGACGAAGCAGUUUUUGCGCGCCCAGACGCGCGCCCGGGCGCUGCUGCCGCCGUCGCUCGGUGGCAAAAGUCCAUUCCAGUUCGGCACGCACUGGCGGCCCGUGAGCUUCGACGAGUUCGCCUUCACCAUCGUUGUCACGUGGAUUGAACCCGGCAAGCCCGAGAGAUCUUUCGCAGAGUUCCCCUUCAUGCGACUCCGAACCCAUAGUGAGCUGGGCGAUGUCAAUCUUUCGUGCGGCGUGUUCACGUUCUUUCCGACCGCCGGGGCAGAACACGAAGCCUUCUCAGCGUGCCUGAGACGUGUGUCUCAGGAAAUGGCGGAGGACGGGAAUGGAGCCGGUGCCGAUUUCCCGGGCCGAGUGCUUGAACAGUUGGAACCGAAGGCUUAUCUGACCUGCACCCGGCGACGCGACGGGGCGGCGACGCGAGUGGGUCUGUUUAGUAGUAUCGGUGCCGUCAACGAACAUGUGGCUGACGAAGAAACCGAGGGGAGCCUUUACUUCGGCGAGGGAAAAUUGCUCCUAACACCAAUUGGAGCCCAUACUUCAGACGUACACGAGGUUCCAGCGCUCGAGAUAACACUGACCAUCAUCUGGGACGCCUCCAGCGGGCGGGUGCGGGGGUUUGGUUGCUGGCUCUACGUGAAUGGCGAGAAUGGUGGUGAAGAGCUUCCGGAAGAAACGUUCCUCGCCCUUCUCCGCGCGCGGCUCGACGAGUCGGUGCGAAACUAGGACAUAAGAUAUACAAUCAUUGGU